Ahaetulla prasina is the source of this 5020-nucleotide messenger RNA. RefSeq lists its product as uncharacterized. The coding region runs from base 157 to 4884 and encodes 1575 amino acids. The record is from RefSeq and is a predicted model, not a curated record. Gene Ontology annotation, biological process: proteolysis; complement activation. Lineage: Eukaryota; Metazoa; Chordata; Lepidosauria; Squamata; Colubridae. Gene Ontology annotation, cellular component: extracellular region. Gene Ontology annotation, molecular function: serine-type endopeptidase activity. The transcript has 37 exons.
CCGUUUAGUUUCUUUCCUCAAACGGGAAAGGCGGACCGAAAGCCGGAGCCGGCGGCUUUUUCCCGUGCGGCUGGCGAAGUUUGCGACGGAAUUUCCCUUCUCUGCAGCCGCGGAGUGCAAAGCAAAGGGCGAUCUGGGCUCGGCGGCGGCGCAACUAUGAUCCAGGAAUUCUGUUUUCUCUCCAGCUUCGUGGCAGCUAUCGCCACCCAAAGUUUGGUCCAUGAUGGAACGCCAUCCUGUCCAAGAGCAUCUAUCCAAGGCGGGGACAUCUCUCUCUCCGACGGAUAUCGUCCAGGAAGUAUCCUCACCUUUGCCUGCCCAGCUGGCACUUACCCAUAUCCCACUCCCAGCCGGGUCUGCCAGCCGGAUGGCAAUUGGACUCCGAUGCAGCACCCUAGCGGAAAGCCAACCAAAGUAGCACGUUGCAGAGAUAUACGCUGCCCAGGGCAGACGAGCUUUGAAAAUGGCUUUUUCAUCCCACGGCGAACUUUCCACCCCAUUGGCGACAUCCUGAGUUUUCAGUGUUCUGAUGGGUACCAGCUCCUUGGCUCAUCCCAGCGAUACUGCCAGCCCAACGGCUUAUGGAAUGGGACCUCCCCUGUUUGUGAUGAUGGAGCCGGGCACUGCCUCAGCCUUGCUGUGCCCCCGGGGGCGAUAGCUACAGGAAAAGGCAACCGCCUGGGUGAUCGGAUCUCAUUCAAAUGUCAGACUAAUUUAGACUUGAUUGGAUCAUCCCAACGGGUCUGCAUGCUGGACGGCGAAUGGUCUGGUACGCAGCCAAGUUGUAGAGCCAGUUAUUCUUAUGACCGAGCUGAAGAUGUUAAAGCUGAAUUCGGAGCCUCGUUGACAGAUGUUCUGAGUGAAGUAUCCACCUUUGAGUUGGACCCUUCUGGGACAGUUCAAACUCCAUCUUUAGGCCGAAGACUUAUACUGACCAAAGAUAGCUUCCUCUAUGUUUACUUCCUGUUGGAUGCUUCCCACAGCGUUACAGAACCUAACUUUUCUAUCUUUAAAGAUGCUGUAAGCCAAAUCAUCAUCAGAAUUUCUAGCUUUGAAGUUCCGGUCAAGUUCUCAGUCAUAUCUUACGCCAGCCAGCCCAAGACAAUUGUUGACAUCGGCGAUGCUGCGGCUGAAGAUGCUGAUAUGGUGCUUGAUACAAUGGAAAAUAGUAUGAAUUACAAAGAUCAUGGCAAUGCAACGGGAACCAACAUUUACGCGGCCCUUUUUGCGGUUUACGAGAUGAUGAUUAACGAAGAAAUUUUUUUAAAAGAUCAAUGGAGCAAAGUCCGCCAUGCUAUCAUUCUGCUUACAGAUGGAAAAUCCAAUCUUGGAGGUUCUCCCAAAAGGGUGGUGGACCAAAUAGAAGGUCUGCUGAAUGUGAGAGAAAACCGAAAAGAUUAUCUUGAUAUCUAUGUUUUUGGCAUUGGGAACCUCGAUGUUGACUUGAGUGCCAUGAAUGAGAUUGCAUCAAAGAAGCCAGGGGAAAGGCACGUCUUUGUGAUGGAAAAUCCACAGGAACUCAAGAAUGCUUUUGAAGAUCUGUUGGAUCCUAGAGAUUUGGAGGCCAUUUGUGGUUUGGCAAACUACUCGGAUAGUGCAAGGUGGGAUCAGAAGAACCCUUGGCAUGUGCGUCUCCAAAACACACAUCAUAGGGAUUCUACUUGCCGAGGGGCCUUGAUUUCCAAUACCUGGGUUCUAACAGCGGCUCACUGCUUCAACCACUUGAAAGAUACGUCUAAUUGGAUCGUGGUUCUGGGUGGAGAAAUCAGGCUGAGGAUAAAGAGACGGAUUGACCAUGAAUUAUACAACAUUCGAGCCAAGACGGCCCAGGGCAUCCAAGAAUUCUAUGACUACGAUAUCUCCCUCAUUGAACUGGAGAAACCUGUGACCUUCGGAGGAAGAAUCAGACCUAUUUGCCUCCCUUGCACUGAAGGGGCCAGCAGAGCUCUGAAGAAAAAGCCUGGAACAACAACAUGCAGAGAUCAUGAACUGGAGCUACUGAGUUUUGAGAAGGUGCCUGCCGAAUUCAUCUCCUUGGACCACGAGAGAAUGAAUGUGCAGAUCAAGACCAAAACAAGUCGUCCCACGUGUGUUUCUGGAGCUAUUCAGAAGGGAAUGAUAUAUGCCAAUGUGUCCAGUGUCGACGAAGUGGUGACUGACAGGUUCCUGUGCAGUGGAGAAGAUAAGUCAUUGGAAGCCUACACUUGCAAAGGUGAAUCUGGGGGAUCGCUCUUCGUGGAAAAGAGAGAAAGACAUUUUCAGGUGGGUGUGAUCAGCUGGGGCACGUACGAUCCAUGUACACGGCAGAAUAAAAAUGACAAUGGGGAGAUGAUACGAGAUCGGCCGAGCAAAGACUACAAACCACGAGACUUCUACAUCAGUCUGUUUCAAGUGCAGGAUUGGUUGAGAAAACAUCUGGACAACUCCUUGAGAUUCAUUCCCAUGCCAAGUGCCAAGAUUGGAUCUAGUUCUUUCCUUGCACUCUUGCAAUCUCCAGCAGAUAUUUGUGAUUUUUGGACAGCCAAUGUCGCGGAGGCUGUCUGUGAUGUAACGAAGCAAUACGAAAUUGUAGGAGGCAAAACAGUAGCAUUGCAAAACAACACAGUGCUUAAAUAUAUAUGCCCAGAUGGCCAAUACCCAUACCCUACUGAAUACCGGACAUGCGAAUGGAACAAAUACUGGAGCACUAUGAAAAAUAUAAAUGAUAUGUACGUCUCCCGGGCCAAGUGCCAAGAUAUCCGUUGCCCCAGAAUUUCAGAGUUUGAAAAUGGUUACUAUGAGCCCCCGCAGCCAUAUUACAAUAUAAACCAGACUAUCACGUUUACUUGUUAUGGAGGAUACAGCAUGAAGGGGUCUGAAGUCCGCACCUGCCUUCCCAAUGGGAAAUGGAGUGGAAAAACAACCAUUUGUCAUGAUGGAACUGGCCAUUGCUCUAACCCGGGGAUUCCAAUUGGUGCUCGAAAAGAAGGAAGCCAAUAUCGGAUAGAAUAUCGGGUCCGCUACACUUGUGAUCGUGGUCUCCUCCUUUUUGGAUCCAGUGAACGGAUUUGCCAGGAAUCAGGAAGCUGGAGUGGAUCAGAACCAGAGUGUCGGCAGCCAUAUACUUUUGAUACCCCAGAAGAAGUUGCCAACAAUUUCAUUUCAUCUUUGACUGAAACGGCUGAAGCCUCAGAUGCCAAUAGAAAUAUCUCCUCUACACAGAAGCGAAAGAUUGUCAUUAAGAAAGGAGGCACAAUGAACAUCUACUUUCUCCUCGAUGCCUCAAAAAGUAUUAAUGAAAAGAAUUUCAAAAGUAUACAGAAUGUUACAGUCAAGUUAAUUGAGAAGAUCUCCAGUUAUGACGUCUCCCCCAAUUAUGCCGUUAUCACUUUUGCCACGAAUAGCAAAGAGGUUUUGAACACAAUGCAUGCACAGAGCACUGAUCCAGCCUGGGUGAUUGAGCAACUAGAAAAUAUCAAAGUUUCUGAGCAUAAGGUAAAACCAGGAACCAACAUCCACAAAGCCUUGCAAACCGUAUAUGAAAUGAUGAUCAGCCAGGAAGCUGAUGAGAGAACACGUGGAUUAAAUCCUCCUCCUGUUUCCAAUUCUACACGCCAUGUGAUCAUCCUCCUGAGUGACGGUCGCUACAACAUGGGUGGGGAGCCACAUCGGGUCAUGAACGAUAUUAAGGAAUUCCUUAGGAUUAAGAAAUCUGGCCCCAGUUCUCGCAACGAAUUCCUAGGUCGCUACAAUAUGGGUGGGGAGCCACAUCGGGUCAUGAACGAUAUUAAGGAAUUCCUUAGGAUUAAGAAAUCUGGCCCCAGUUCUCGCAACGAAUUCCUAGAUGUUUAUGUCUUUGCUGUCGGAAAUCAAAUCAACACGCAAAGCCUGAAUGCUUUGGUAUCAAAGAAACCUGGUGAGAAACAUUUCUUCAUAAUGGAGAAACUUGAAGACCUGCAAGAAACCUUUGAUAAAAUGAUCGAUGAGAGUGAAGUUUUGUCUAUGUGUGGCUUGGCAAAAGAACACAACACAGAAGAUCAAAUGAAGAAUCCCUGGAAUACCAGGAUCACCAUCAGGCGCAGUGGUGGAACAGGGUUUGACAACUGCAAAGGAACCCUCAUUUCUGAGUAUUUUAUCUUGACAGCAGCUCACUGUUUCACUAUCGACGAUACGGCCGACCAGAUCAGAGUCACAAUUGGCAGGCAAGAGUAUCCCGUGGCUGCCGUUCGACUCCACCCACAAUACGAGAUCGGAAAGCUGAAAAAUCGUGGAAUCCCUGAAUUCUACGAUUAUGACGUCGCUCUGGUAAAACUUGACAAAAAAGUCGAGUUCAGUUUCCAUGCAAGGCCAAUUUGUUUACCGUGUACACAAGGAACAACCCGAGCUCUGAGGAAAUCCCUUGCAACAACCACAUGCCAGGACCAUGAGAAUGAGCUGCUACCGGUGGGAAACAUUCGUUCUUUUUUUAUAAGCGACUGUAAGUACAUAAACCAAGACACCAAUGGGCUGGUUCGCAGACCUGUUCAAGUCAAGAAUAGUGACAAGAAAAUGGCCUGUGAACAAGAUGCUCGGAAUGCCGAAUUCUACAAAAACAUUACCAAUAUCAAAGACGUAGUGACUGAUAACUUUCUCUGCACGGGGGGAAAGGAGCCUGUGUUGGACCCCAAUACAUGCAAAGGUGAUUCUGGUGGUCCGCUCAUUAUUCAGAAAAAUUUGCGUUAUAUUCAGGUUGGCGUGAUUAGCUGGGGUAUAGUUGAUGUCUGCGGUCACCAAGGUACGAUAUGUGAGGAUCCCAACAAAUCAAAGAAACGUAUCUCCUAUGCCAGGGAUUAUCACCUCAACCUCUUCAGAGUUAUUCCAUGGCUCAAAGAACAGCUGGCUGAUGAGGGAUUGGAGUUCAUCUAGACAGGUUCUCUUCCCAGCCCGCUCAGCUGCUCUGUGUAAAUAGAAAUCAUUCUCUUCAAAACUUGCCAAGUAAAGUCUGUGUUAACAAUGGCUAUCCGAUGUAACUGUAUAGACAAAAAUAAAUAAAUAAAUGUGA